AUGAGUACCACCAGUGCGAAGAGAAGUAUCGACUUUGAUACCGAUAGCGAGACGGAAGUAGAUGCCGUGCAUAUCGACAAACGGCGUAAGAGACGUUUACAGCAUGUCCAGCUGCCGACAAACUUAACCGACCCUAGCUCCGAGGGGGGGCCAGGCGACACGUAUGCAAACGAUGACGAAUACCUGACCAUGGAGCUGCCCCCAGACGGAUCCAUCUCGCCGCAGCCCGCUGAGGGCGGGCACAAGGAUGAGCCCAAACACGGGGCGCCAGUAGAUUUGAGCGCUUCGAUGCCUAAAGGUUUCCAAAUGAUGGCGAAGAUGGGCUACAAGACCGGAGGCGUCCUGGGGACAGGCGAUGGCCUCUCCAGGGCGCUGCGGCAACCACUGAGCGCAGUGGGCCAGAGAACAAGGACUGGUAUCAAACAGCGGCCGCCGCGAGCGGACGGCGAAGGUCAUCCAGAGGCCUCCGUCGCCGAGUACCGGGAGUGGCUCCAUGACGAGGAGAGCAGGAAGCGGAACGCCGCGGUUUUGGCGCGUAUGCAGAAGAUUGCGUUUGAACUGACGGGCGACAUUGACCUCGUGACAUCCACGAGCGAUGCUCGCGACUUCAACGUGCUCUGGAGGCGACAUGUGAUGCGACUGCUCGAUCGCUAUCACUCACAACCGAGUACUGCGAGCAGUAGCAGUCGCGGGACGCCCAGCCAGGUUGCCGCUAGCGAUAGCUUAGCUGCCAAUGCGAGUCCCGGCCUUACAGCAUCCUCCACCGACGAUGCAGGCAUCCAUGGCGAUGCGGGCAUCCCCGGUGACAGCGAGAUUGAGCUCUUCGAGGACCUAAGCCUCGAAGAGCAGAUUGCUCAGCUUCACAACUUUCUCAGAGCAGAACUGCGUUACUGCUUCUACUGUGGGACGAAGUAUGCCAACGAUGAGGACUUGUAUGAGCAUUGCCCGGGAUUCACAGAAGAUGAUCAUCAUUAG
Messenger RNA from Eremothecium gossypii ATCC 10895, 975 nucleotides. It is a transcript of the gene CMG1, whose product is annotated as Cmg1p. Gene Ontology annotation, molecular function: nucleic acid binding. The transcript has a single exon. Bases 1 to 975 code for a protein of 324 amino acids. The record is from RefSeq and is marked provisional. Gene Ontology annotation, cellular component: kinetochore. NCBI's taxonomy places the organism in Eukaryota, Fungi, Ascomycota, Saccharomycetes, Saccharomycetales, Saccharomycetaceae.